AUGCAAAAACGCAAGUCACGAUUGAAGCCAAAACCUGAACUCACUUCAAAUCCUGAAGGAGCUGCACUGACAGGAAACACAGUGACUCUGACCUGUCACAUGGAUCAGUCGACUGGAUGGCAGUUUUACUGGUACCAACACACACAGAAACAUCAGAAAAACACAACAGACAAAAACUCCUACACAGUGAACAUUGAUUCAGUGUCUGAUGGAGGUCAGUACUGGUGUAGAGCUGGAAGAGGGAAUCCAGUUUACUACACAAACUACAGUGAUGCACUGUGGGUAAAUGUUACAGAUGAUCCUAAAGCUGUUGUGACAGUAAAGCCUGAAGAAAAUCUGUUCAGAGAAGAAACUGUCACUCUCAGAUGUGACAUACAGGGUGGAGGAGACACUGAGUGGACAUACAGCUGGACUGUAGAGAAUACCAACUACAGGAAUAAAUACAUUGUCAGUGAAUACAAGAAACAAGAGUAUAAAAUCAGCAGUGUUGAACACACACACAGUGGUAAAUACACCUGUAGAGGAAAGACAAGAGACGGACAAAACUCAGAGAUCAGUGAUGCUGUUACACUGACUGUGUCAGAUGAAACAAAGGCAGUGUUAAGUGUUUCUCCACAGAAGUGGCUGACAGAAGGAGACUCAGUGACUCUGAUCUGUGAGGUUUACGGCUCCUCUACAGGAUGGACUUUCAGCUGGUACAGAGAUGAUAAUGACAGGAAAUAUAAACUCCUGUCAGACAGGAAACUACACUCUCAGUUCUGCUGCUGUAAAUCACACAAGUGCAGAGGAGAGAGAGGAGAACAAGUGUAUUACACAGAGGACAGCAACACACAGCCACUGUGUUUCUCAGGUGUCACUUCUUCAGUCUUUCUGAUCAUCAGUCCCAACAGAACUCAACAUUUCACAUCUGACUCUCUCUCUCUGAGCUGUGAGGAUCAGAGUAACUCUACUGGAUGGACAGUGAGAAGAUACACAGACAGUGAAGAGAUGGAGGAUUGUUCAUCAAUACACUGGGGAUCACAAACAGGAUCUACAUGUAGAAUCAGUCCCGUCUACACAGAUGACACUAGAGAGUACUGGUGUCACUCUGAAUCUGGAGAGAACAGUGAUCCUGUUAAUAUCACAAUACACAAUCCAACUAUUGUUCUCAUUCAGAGUGAAAGAGAAGUGCUUGUUCAUCAUGACCACUAA
Molecule: messenger RNA, 1191 nt
Organism: Myxocyprinus asiaticus (Chinese sucker)
Lineage: Eukaryota; Metazoa; Chordata; Actinopteri; Cypriniformes; Catostomidae
Product: low affinity immunoglobulin gamma Fc region receptor III-like
Exons: 6
Coding region: 1-1191 (396 amino acids)
Biological process (GO): cell surface receptor signaling pathway
Molecular function (GO): transmembrane signaling receptor activity
Source: RefSeq, a predicted model, not a curated record